Messenger RNA from Lolium perenne, 2426 nucleotides. RefSeq names its product protein NRT1/ PTR FAMILY 8.2. Gene Ontology annotation, biological process: oligopeptide transport; transmembrane transport. The record is from RefSeq and is a predicted model, not a curated record. Gene Ontology annotation, molecular function: transmembrane transporter activity. Gene Ontology annotation, cellular component: membrane. Lineage: Eukaryota; Viridiplantae; Streptophyta; Magnoliopsida; Poales; Poaceae.
UGACGCAGCAAGUUUCUGCUCUGAAGCUGCAGUCAAAUCUGACCUCUCUCGUGCUGCCACAGGAGCUGCUGGCCAAGAAAAUUCAUACGUACCUUCAAAACAAUGUCCAAAGCACCCGUCGUCGUCUUCCUCGGGUCUCUUUAGUCGACGAAAAGUAGGUGGCAGUCCUCGCUGUCCUCCAAGCUCUGAGAUAUCUGAGUGAGUGAGUGAGUUCCUCCUUCUCGGCUGCCUAUCUAAUAUCUAGUGCCUAUCCCAAUCUGAACCACAAAAUGGCGGCUGGACAUGCGUGCACAUCGACCUCCUCUCUUUUGCUGGUUUUGAGCUGAACAGGAAGCCGUUGCUCCUCUGAACUGCUGCAGUGAGCAAUCGGAGCAGCAAAUCAACAGGCAGGGUCUCAGCCAUGGGGGAGGUCGCACCUGAGCUGUACACCCAGGAUGGCACCGUGGACAUCAAGGGUAACCCGGCCCUCAAGGAGAACACCGGAAACUGGCGCGCCUGCCCCUACAUCCUCGCGAACGAAUGCUGCGAGCGGCUGGCGUACUACGGCAUGAGCACCAACCUGGUGAACUUCAUGAAGGACCGGAUGGGCAUGGCCAACGCCGUGGCCGCCAACAACGUCACAAACUGGUCGGGCACCUGCUACAUCACGCCCCUCAUCGGCGCCUUCCUCGCCGAUGCCUACCUCGGCCGCUUCUGGACCAUCGCCUCCUUCAUGAUCAUCUACAUCAUCGGCCUCGCCCUGCUCACCAUGGCCACCUCCGUGCCAGGCCUCAUCCCCUUCUGCGCCGACAAGGGGGUCUGCGACCCGACGGCGGGGCAGUCCGCGGCUGUGUUCGUCGCGCUCUAUCUCAUCGCGCUCGGCACGGGUGGCAUCAAGCCCUGCGUGUCCUCGUUCGGGGCCGACCAGUUCGAUGAGCACGAUGACAAGGAGCGCAAGAGCAAGAGCUCCUUCUUUAACUGGUUCUACUUCUCAAUCAACAUCGGCGCGCUGGUGGCGUCGUCGGUGCUGGUGUACGUGCAGACGCACGUCGGCUGGGGCUGGGGCUUCGGCAUCCCAGCGGUUGUCAUGGCGAUCGCCGUGGGCAGCUUCUUCGUCGGCACGCCACUGUACCGCCACCAGCGCCCCGGUGGCAGCCCGCUGACGCGCAUCGCGCAGGUGCUCGUCGCCGCCACGCGCAAGUGGCGCGUGCCCGUGUCCGGCGACGCGCUCUACGAGACCGUUGACAAGGAGUCCGGCAUCGAGGGCAGCCGCAAGCUGGAGCACACCGAGCAGUUCCGGUUCCUCGACAAGGCGGCGGUGGUUGUGGAUACCCCCGCAGACCGAAUGGCGAGUUCGUCGCCGUGGCGGCUGUGCACGGUGACGCAGGUGGAGGAGCUCAAGAGCGUGGUGCGGCUGCUGCCCAUCUGGGCGAGCGGCAUCGUCUUCGCCACCGUGUACGGCCAGAUGAGCACCAUGUUCGUGCUCCAGGGAAACACCCUCGACGCCUCCAUGGGGCCCCACUUCGCCAUCCCCGCCGCGUCCCUCUCCAUCUUCGACACCCUCAGCGUCAUCGCCUGGGUGCCCGUCUACGACCAGAUCCUAGUCCCCGCCGUGCGCUCCUUCACCGGCCGCCCACGCGGCUUCACGCAGCUCCAGCGCAUGGGCAUCGGCCUCGUCGUCUCCAUGUUCGCCAUGCUCGCCGCGGGGGUCCUCGAGCUCGUCCGCCUCCGCUCCAUCGCCACGCACCGCCUCUACGCCAAGGACGACAUCGUGCCCAUCUCCAUCUUCUGGCAGGUGCCGCAGUACUUCAUCAUCGGCGCCGCCGAGGUCUUCACCUUCGUGGGGCAGCUCGAGUUCUUCUACGACCAGGCGCCCGACGCCAUGAGGAGCAUGUGCUCCGCGCUCUCCCUCACCACCGUCGCCCUCGGGAACUACCUCAGCACGCUGCUCGUCACCGUGGUCGCCAAGAUCACCACCAGGGGAGGCAAGGAAGGCUGGAUCCCCGACAACCUCAACGUCGGCCACCUCGACUACUUCUUCUGGCUCCUCGCUGGCCUCAGCCUCGCCAACUUCGCCGUCUACCUCCUCAUAGCGAGCUGGUACACCUACAAGAAGACCGCCGAAUACCCGCCGCCUGAUGCCGUCAAAGGAUCGGCUUCUGCUGACGGUCAUCAAUACCCUCAUGCCGUCAAAGGAUCAUCAGCUGGUGUGCAUGAUGAGUGACUGAUACCUUCGGUUCUUGUCUGAAUGUGUAUGCAUCCAUACGUGUGUUCGGGUAUUAAAAGAUAUAUGACAGAAGAAUAGGUUCUUGAAAGACGAUGGAAUUCAAGGAUUAGUUGGUGCUUGAGAACCUCGAGAGUUAUUCAAAUAGGGGAAAUUAAUUAAAGGUGUAAUUUGUAACAUGAACAAUGCUUGUGUUGUUAAUUAAUUCUAGUGUCAUGGAAAA